CCAUGACGGAUGUACCCAGAAUUGCUGAUCUUGCCUCGGUUAUUGAACCCCAUUUAAAUGGCGGCAAAUUGGUCUCGUACACAAGUCGUUAUCUCACCAAGCCGGGUGAAAAUUAUGGCAGUGUAAUGUUGGCCAUAACGGCGAACAUUGAAAAACCCUCAGGUGGAACUGAAGAUAUUCCGCUGAUUGCCAAAUUACCACCCAUUACAAAUGAUUUAUUUUGGCAAUUAUUUCAACCGGAACGUACCUGCCUGACGGAAAAUGCUGUCUACCAAUAUUUGAGUAAGGCGGUACGGGAUGUACAAUUGGAGGCUGGUAUGGCGGAAAAUGAUAUUUUCAAAGGAUUUCCUAAAUAUUAUGGUAGUCGAAUUUCUUUAAAUCCUGAGGCGGAAAAGGUGGAUCGUGAUGCCGUGCUACUGCAAGAGAAUUUACAAACAUCCGGUUAUAAGGCUGGUAAUCGUCAUGUUCCGUUUAAUUUGCAACAGACGAAGUGUAUUUUAUUGGAAUUGGCCAAAUAUCAUGCUCUGCCGAUAGCCUUGAGGCUCAAGAAACCGGAAUAUUUUGAUAAAUAUAUAAGGCCAUAUUUUCGUCGAUUUAAUAUGAAUAAUAUGCCCGAGGAGGUUAAGCAGCAGAUGGAUGGGGAUCUCAUCAAGGAAAUUUCUUUGGCCACCAACAACAAUGAAAACUACAUCAAUCGUUUUAAGGAAUUAAUGGAGGAAUAUGAUGAAUUCCUGACCCAACCUGAUGCGGAGGAUGAUCUCUACACCACCAUUGUACAUUGCGAUUUGUGGAUUAAUAAUUUAAUGUUGAAAUAUGAUGAAAAUGGCUUUCCGGAAAAAGUGAAAUUUGUUGAUUUCCAAAUUGCCCAAUAUGAAAGUUUGGCCCAUGAUAUUAUUUUCUUCCUGUUUUCGAGUGUAGAGGUCCCUGUAUUGGAGCAGCAUAUGGAUGAAUUUUUAAUAAUGUAUUAUAAUGCAUUUAUUGAGUGUUUGAAGUCCUUGAAUGUAGAGACGGAUAAAUAUUCAUUAUUGGGCUUCAUGAAGGAAAUCCAUCGAGGUGCUCCCAUUGAAAUCUGCCAUGCCACAUUUAUGACAAAAAUUAUUUUGGCCGAUAACAGUACCCUGCCGGAUGACUACAAAGACAUGAACAUGGAAGUGAUUGGUAAAAAUGUGGGCGGCAAAAAAAUCAAAGAGAAAAUUACACAAAUUAUACGUUUGGCGGAAAAGUUUAAACUUUUGUACAAGGAAUAG
Molecule: messenger RNA, 1247 nt
Organism: Musca vetustissima
Lineage: Eukaryota; Metazoa; Arthropoda; Insecta; Diptera; Muscidae
Exons: 4
Coding region: 3-1247 (414 amino acids)
Source: RefSeq, a predicted model, not a curated record